This is a messenger RNA of Silurus meridionalis, 3617 nucleotides long. It is a transcript of the gene phyhiplb, whose product is annotated as phytanoyl-CoA 2-hydroxylase interacting protein-like b. Gene Ontology annotation, molecular function: protein binding. The coding region runs from base 87 to 1220 and encodes 377 amino acids. The record is from RefSeq and is a predicted model, not a curated record. Gene Ontology annotation, cellular component: cytoplasm. Lineage: Eukaryota; Metazoa; Chordata; Actinopteri; Siluriformes; Siluridae. The transcript is spliced from 5 exons.
AGAAAGCCGGGUAGGGGACAGAGGAGGACGGCAAGGCGAGCCGCUCAGUGCAGGAUCUGCUGUUGGGAUAUCAUCAGCAAGAAGAAAUGGAGGUGCCACGCGUGGCUCGCAGUGUCAGCAGCCCCACAAGCCCGUGCGAGGACGUGAUGAAGAACCUGAGCUUGGACGCGAUACAGCUUUGUGACCGAGAAGGAACUAAAUCACAGGACAGUGGCAUUGCAGAGAUGGAGGAGCUCCCUGUUCCUCAAGCCAUUAAAAUCAGCAACAUCACCUGUGACUCCUUCAAGAUCUGCUGGGACAUGGAUUCCAGAGCCAAGGAGCGCAUCACACACUACUUUAUUGACCUUAACAAGAAAGAGAACAAGAAUGCCAAUAAGUUCAAGCACAAGGAUGUCCCCACUAAGCUGGUAGCAAAGGCAGUGCCUCUACCCAUGACAGUGAGAGGCCAUUGGUUUCUGAGUCCACGCACAGAAUACACUGUAGCCGUCCAAACAGCAUCCAAGCAGAGCGACAGAGACUACGCCAUUUCUGAGUGGAGUGAGGUCGUGGAGUUCUGCACAGCCGAUUACUCUACGGUCCAUCUCACACAGCUGCUGGAGAAAGCAGAGGCCAUUGCAGGCAGAAUGUUGCCUUUCUCUGUGUUCUAUCGCAACCAGAACAAAGAGUACUUUGACCAUGCAAGGGAAGCACUGGAAAACAAGAUGCUACCAUCAGUAAAGGACAACAGCGGCAGCCACGGCUCACCCAUUAGUGGAAAGCUGGAAGGCAUCUUCUUCAGCUGUAACACAGAGUUCAAUACAGGUGCCCCACCACAGGACUCGCCGUAUGGCCGCUACCGAUUCCAAGUGCCAGCCAAGGCUCUCUUUAACCACAACACUAACCUGUUCUUCGCCGAUUUCUACUGCAUGUACACAGCAUACCACUACGUGAUCCUGGUGCUGGCACCACGUGGCUCACCAGGUGAUGAAUUCUGCAAGCAGAGGCUCCCCUUGUUGGAUAUCGCCAACAACCGGUUUCUGACAUGUGUUCAGGAUGAAGACGGGCGCCUUUCUUUCCGCCAUGCGCAGGACAUCAUCCUCGAGGUGAUUUAUACAGACCCGGUGGAUUUGAGCCUGGGCACGGUGGCGGAGAUCAGUGGGCACCAGCUGAUGAGCCUGUCAACUAUCAAUGCCAAGAAGGACCCCAGCUGCAAGACCUGUAAUAUCAGCGUUGGCCGCUAAAUUCCUAUUCAAGAGUUCCAGUCUCCUGUUUUCUUUCCUUAAGGUCUUUUCUUUAACUCUUCUUUAAUAACUUCCAUUAGGAGUCUCAAGGCUCCUUAACAGCAUGCAUCUCUCAGCUUUCUACCAAACAUUCAUCUCUUAUUGAGUUAGAUUGUAACGUAGCCCUAUUUUUUAUAUAUGUCCAUAGGCAUCAUUAAGUUUUUCCUAUGUGUCUUUAAAAAAAGUGACAUUUCCUCCUUUAAUUAUUAUUGGCUGUGAAACUUUAAACCGUGUUUUAAAGUUACAGUGUCAUAUUUUGCCAAAGGUUACAACAUAAAAAGUAGCAUACUUUUCAAGCUGAUAAUGUAGCUGGAGAUACUGUAUAUACUGAACAGGGCAAUAUACUAAGUGUCUAUUCAUAUUACACAGUAUCCGGAGCAUUGUAGACUUCGCUGCAGGAUGAUUCAGAAAAAAAGACAUCAGAACUUUUUUAAUAGCUGUUCUGCAGUGUUUGCUGUUAUUUAUUCAAAUAGAAAAACUAAUAUACUGUGUUUGACACAUAAUAAUCAUCAUGCCAAUUAGUAGAAAUAGAAAAAUAUUUAUUUUUUAACCCGUGUAUAGAAAAACAUAUGGAACCAGAACCGCACAAUACUGAGAAGUUUGGGCCAGGAAAUGGAUGCACUCUAGAGAAAGGAAUUUUCUCGAAAUCAAUUUUUGCACAAAUCGACCACAUAAACCAAUGCAAAAUUAACAUGCACUUAAAAAAAAGUAUUCAAAUAGCAAAAAUAGUCAUUGGGCCUGUGUGUCAAAUUCAGUCUGGAACACAGCAAACAUGGCACAAUAAAUCACACUUGAUUGUAGAAGAUCUCGACUAAAAAUCGAAGUCAGCUGGCAUGCAAGACACAAAACACAAUUGAAAUAAGUUGCAGUUGAAAAAGGAAAAAAAAAAACCUUACAAUUUAGACAAGAUCUGGAAUGAUUGUUUUCCUUUUGAGUGUCCAACCAUUAAACAGGACCAUUGUGGUAGAGCAUAGUUUUUAUAUAUAUAUAUAUAUAUAUAUAUAUAUAUAUAUAUAUAUAUAUAUAUAUAUAUAUAUAUAUAUACAUACACAUACACACUGUAUUUAUAGUCAUUGUCAUUUUUCCAGAGGCUUCUUAAUGUGUCACGGUCUCAUUUUUGUGGGAAAAGGUUAUUAUAAUAGAGGGACACAUUCACAAUAGGUCACAAUAGUUCACACUGCACUGUAUAUCAGUUGUCACUAAUACAAGCAUUUGUGAGCUGGUGAGUUUGCAUAUGAUUUUAAAUCUACAUAUAAGUGCUCUGUGUUUUUAAUUUUUCUUCAGCAUAAAACUUCGGUGUUUGCUCAUGACAAAGCCCCCAUCAUGAACCCUGAGCAUCGUGGUCCGAUCGUCUGAGAGCACUCUCAUUUUUUUCAAAUCAUGUAAGGAUAACAAAAACCAAGAAACCAAGAAAAUUGCAUAUUGAUUUAGGCUUUGGUUAACCAAAAAAGACAGAAGAUAAAUAUCUCUUUGAAACAGAAAUAAAUUAAGAUAAAGUGCUAUAUUUCAUCAAAUUGUUUUCUCUUUAAGAUACACAUGAUUUGUCACUCUCUGCUGAGUUUGGAAUGAAAAAUGAGCACAAAACAGAGAGUUGUAUUUACAUGAUACGUCAUGCAGUAGCCAAGUAAGGCUUGUAUUUUUUUAUUUAUUUCUUAGUUAGAUUAAACCCUGUGCCUGGGACGCUUGGGCAGCUUGACGUAGAAUCAGUGUUAAAGUGCAUUGUAGUGUUAUUAUGGCACGAGCAUGUAAUAUGUUAGUAAAAACAUAUGGUUUGGUCCAAAUAUCUAGAUCUGUAUUGAAAGGCAAUCCAGGAUAUAGUCUAUGUAAAUAGUCUAUGUGGUUUCCUGUUUGCUAAGCAGAACCUCCAGCAAACGCAGUUUGGCUUUCAGGCUUUUGUACUCUUGGUAUUCUUCUGUCAUGGGAAUCCGGUCAUCCUUUUGUGCAGUCCUUGAGUGAUUUUAGAGCAAAAAAUGAGAGAAAAGAAAAAAAGAGGAAAAAAGUGGAGAAAACAUUACUCGAGACAUUGAGGCCAUUUACACAGUAAGGAAAAAUAACCCUUGUGUUGCCUUAAUAAAAUAGUUUUGUACAUCAGUGGAUAUCAGCUAAAAGAAAAAAGAUUUUAUUUUCGGCAAAACAUUUGAAAUACUCUGUAUAUAUUUGUGUUUUUUGGUGCAUCGAGUUUUCUUUUUCCUCUCUGCCAAGUUUAUUUUGCUCAAUUGUAUUGAUGUGCAUUAAGCUAACUAUACUGAAAUGCCUCGUGGAUGUAUGUGAGUGUGUGUAUUGUUUUUCCUUUCUACUGCUGUUCACGUUUUAAAAACGGCAAAUGUAACAUGUAUUUAUUAAAAUAUGUUAACGCUA